UUUGAAGUUCAUUGCCAAACAAGAUGAGUGAUGUCAUCAGCAGCAGACUGCCUAAAAGUCAUGUAAAUAUUUACAGCACCAGUUGAGCUGUUAUCUUUUCUAACUGACUAAACAUAUUUAUUCUUCUGUAGUUCAUGAAGACGAAGAGUUCCGAACCAGACUGCAUGUAGCGACUGUGUGAUGUGCUCUUGGUGUUGCAUCGUGGAGAGAGAGGCUGGCAGAGACAGGCGUGUCCAUUUCUAAUGCGCCCAGCACGGAUGAGUUGGGGACUAUGCGGUGCCCAGAAGAGGAGGUUGGUGCUGGGUGUCAUUGUCCUCUUGCUUGUGGACGUAAUCUGGGUCGCUUCAUCCGAACUCACUGUAUAUGUGUUUGUGCAGCAGCAGUACAGCAAGCCCUUUUUUAGCACCUUUGUGAAGACCUCCAUGUUCAUACUGUACCUGCUGGGCUUCCUGUUCUGGAAACCAUGGAGACAGCAAUGUGCAGCCCAACAGCAACGUGGCAUAUCCAUUUCUGAUGCUGAUUCACAUGUGACUGCUGGUGACACUGAAAACGGCUACAAUAAUUCCCUGAGUGAGCCUCUGUACGUGCCGGUGAAGUUUCAGGAUGUUCUUGAGAACAGUGUCAGUCGAGAGUCUAAGAGUCCUGCAAGGAAGCAGCGUGUGAGGUUCAGUAAUGUGAUGGAGGUACGUGAACUUCCUCACUCUCAGGCGUUGGAAGCCAAACUGUCUCGCAUGUCUCAUGCUGCCACAUCACUCAGGAUUAUGGGAAAACUUAGCGUCAGUGCUGUGGCCAAAAUCAGCUUCUUCUUCUGUUUUGUGUGGUUCCUGGCAAAUCUGGCCUAUCAGGAGGCUCUAACAGACACACAGGUGGCAAUCGUGAACAUUGUGUCCUCCACCUCUGGCCUCUUCACUUUGAUCUUGGCGUCCAUAUUUCCCAGCAAUAGCAGCGAUCGCUUCACACUUUCCAAACUGCUUGCUGUUAUACUCAGCAUGGUGGGAGUGGCUGUGGUCAGUUUUUCGGGGAUGGACAGUUCAGGUGGAAAAGGCACUAUUGGCUCUCUCUGGUCACUGCUAGGUGCAAUCUUAUACGCUGUCUACAUCGUUAUGCUAAAGAGAAAAGUUGAUCGAGAGGAGAAGUUGGACAUCCCAAUGUUCUUUGGUUUUGUGGGCUUGUUUAGCCUGCUGCUCUUAUGGCCUGGCUUUGUGCUGCUGCACUACUCUGGGUUGGAGCUGUUCGAGAUGCCCAGUCGAAUGGUAAUCAGCUACAUCCUCAUCAACGGCCUGAUCGGGACUGUGCUCUCUGAGUUCCUCUGGUUAUGGGGCUGUUUUCUCACUUCAUCUCUAAUUGGGACACUGGCUCUGAGUUUGACAAUCCCACUAUCCAUCCUGACUGAUAUAUGCUUGCAGAAGACGAGUUUCUCCUGGUUAUUCUUUGCCGGGGCAGUUCCAGUUUUUCUCUCCUUCUUCCUGACCGCAAUCCUGAGCCACUACAAUAACUGGGACCCGGCGAUGGUGGCACUGCGGAGAGUUUUCUCCUUCAUCUGCCGCAAGCACAGGAUUCACAGGUUAGCAGAGGACAGUGAGCAGUGUGAGAGUCUCAUUCCCUUACAGCGCUCUGCCCUCGAGAACAGAGGUUUUUUCUCUUGAUUAACAUCUUAAGAGAGAGAAGAUAUGAGGAACAUGCCUCAGCUUGAAUCACCACCCACCUAGACACACUGACAUCAGUCUGCUCUUCUCAUUGAGCAACUAGUAAUAUCUGAGCCUGCCUUUUUUAAAAUUCCAUUGCUUCACCAAGAUUGUUUCUACAAGCAAGGUAACUAAAGUAAAAACCUCUUCAUACAGGAACUGAGAAGCAGUGCAAAAUGACAAUCUGAACCCUGCCAUUGUGCCUCGUAUCACUUCUUCCUCCUCCUCACAUGUACUGAAGACCCUGUGAUUGACCAUUUUUAAUCCUCAUUUUGUUGGCUGUGAUAUCUCAGGGCCAGAAUCCAGGCAAGCAGCUUUCACGGGCCAUGAUGGAUGAUCCAGACACACUGACUGACUUUCCAAUCACAGUAUUACAAACCGAGGCCUUGCCAGGCAAAAUGGAAUUUUGAUCAGCAGAGUCUGAGAUCUUGCAUUAACAAAUGUUCCUGCAAGGUGUUAUUGCAAUACACAAACAAGUGUGAUACAUUUUGUCUGUGUGUGUGUGUGUGUGUGUGUGUGUGUGUGUGUAUACAUGCAGAUUUGCUGGUUUCAAAUCACCAUUUGUCCCAUGAAGUACAAAUAGCCUAUUAUCUUUUUAAUCUUUGUACUGUAGAUAGUGUCUAUAGUGUCAAGGUCCUAGUCAAACCUGCAUGAUGUAUUUCACCAUUGAAACAGGACACUAAAACCAUGUAACAUGGUAAUUAAUACUCUGUGUGUAUGUAUUACCAUUACAAUGUAAUUAAUCGUUUGUGUGUGUUUGGUAUCAAUUACCAAAUUCUGUCCAAUCCAAAUCCAAGUAAACACUAUUGAGCACAUA
Messenger RNA from Hemibagrus wyckioides, 2502 nucleotides. RefSeq names its product solute carrier family 35 member F5-like. Bases 243 to 1646 code for a protein of 467 amino acids. The record is from RefSeq and is a predicted model, not a curated record. Gene Ontology annotation, biological process: regulation of peptide transport. The transcript has 16 exons. Lineage: Eukaryota; Metazoa; Chordata; Actinopteri; Siluriformes; Bagridae.